Molecule: messenger RNA, 1605 nt
Organism: Fusarium oxysporum Fo47
Lineage: Eukaryota; Fungi; Ascomycota; Sordariomycetes; Hypocreales; Nectriaceae
Product: pyridoxal phosphate-dependent transferase
Exons: 3
Coding region: 134-1423 (429 amino acids)
Biological process (GO): L-aspartate biosynthetic process
Cellular component (GO): cytosol
Molecular function (GO): pyridoxal phosphate binding; L-aspartate:2-oxoglutarate transaminase activity
Source: RefSeq, a predicted model, not a curated record
CCAAGUGGCGCCCAUCAACCGCUAAAAAACUAGCCCUACCCUGAAAAGCGCCCAGGACUAAAAAUACCCACUUCCCUCCUCCGAUCCUCUUCCACCGCCUCAUCACUUCACCCAACCCAUCAAAGAGCCCAUAAUGUCCCCCUCGUGCUUCUCAUCCCUCCCCGCGCAACCAACCGACGAGAUCUUCGAUCUCCUCGCACUUUACCGCGCCGACGCCUCUCCCGACCGCGUCAAUCUCGGCGUAGGCGUCUACUGCACCGACGAGGGAAAGUCAUGGCCCUUGGAUGUAGUAACCCGCGUUGAGAAGCAGCUCUUUGAGGAGGCUAGUCUCACAAGACAUGAUUAUCUCCCCAUCGAGGGCGAUCAGCAGUUUCUCAAGGUUGCGAGGGAUUUGAUCUUUGCGGAGCAGGAUGAUCUGAGUAUCGCGAGCGUGCAGACUGUCUCCGGCACCGGAGCGAAUCAUAUCGGUGCGAGGUUCGUGGCCGACUACUUGAGACCGCAGAAUAUUUGGGUGUCGGAUCCGACGUGGGCUAAUCACCAUAUGAUCUGGGAGUCUGUUGGUAUGAAGCCGAGAUUGUACCCGUACUACAAGAAAUCGGACUGUUCGUUGGAUUUCGAGGGCAUGAUCAAGACCCUGGAGGAUCAUGCUCAGCCUCGCGAUGCUGUCUUGCUGCACGCUUGUGCGCAUAACCCAACUGGUCUUGAUCCUACCAAGGAGCAGUGGAAGGCCAUUGCGGAAGUCUGUCAGCGAAAACAGCUCUUCCCCUUCUUCGACGCAGCCUACCAAGGUUUUGCAUCCGGAGAUCCCGCCGAGGACGCAUGGGCGAUUCGAUAUUUCUACCAACAGCAGCCUCGCCCCGACAUGAUCGUCGCGCAGUCAUUCUCCAAGAACUUUGGUCUGUACGGUCACCGCACAGGAGCCGUUCAUCUUGUUCUCGCGGAGCCUUCCAAGGAGAUUCGCGAUAACGCAUACUCGACGUUAUCGUACCUCCUCCGAUCUGAGAUUUCGAUGGCGCCGAAAUAUGGAUCUACUAUUGUCAAGACGGUUUUGGACAGUGAGGAGUUGACUGCGGCUUGGAUGGCGGAUCUGCAGGUUAUGAGUAGUCGUAUUAAGAGUAUGCGACAAGCUCUUUAUGAUGAGUUGGUGAGGUUGGAGACGCCUGGUACAUGGAAUCACAUUGUUGACCAGAUUGGUAUGUUCUCAUAUACUGGUCUUUCUCCUUUCGAGGUCAAGGUUCUUCGUGAGCGAUUCCACAUUUAUCUACUCAAUUCGGGACGUAUUUCUAUUUCUGGAUUGAACAAGAGAAACGUGCAGUAUGUCGCCAAGGCAAUUCACGACGUCCGAACCCAGGGCCAUGAACUUAACGGAACCACCAACGGUACAAAUGGCACAAACGGCACAAACGGUAUCAACGGACAUUAAAUUCUGUUUUUGUUAUAUAGAAUAUAAGAGCUAGAAUACCCUCCCGGGUCAAAGUAGAGAUAUAACUUUUACACCACUAUUAUGCUUUGUUCAAUUCCGAAUGCGACAACAUGUCGCAUUACCCCAAUUUCUCUACUUUAUUCUCUUUAUGGCUCCAUUACGCUUUGUAUUGUUGACUUCCC